CGCUGCUGUGUCUCUUUAAGUACAGCAGGCAGUGCUGUUGGUUCGUGUGGGAGCGCAGGGCGCACGGUGCGGCGCUGCCUCUCCGCAGCGUCAACAGCCUUCCUUCCUCACAUCGGACAAGCGACACAACAGAAAAGACAGGUCGACCUACCGCCUGCAUCACAUCCACGCUUUGAACAGCUGACUGGAGCGAGUGAAACGGAGAGUGGACUGUCUCCGCGGGGCUGAUAAACUGGUGAGCCUCCAGGGCCAUUAACAUCCCUCCUUCUCCGACUGGAAGCUAGAAGCAUGUAGCGGUUUAUCUGCGGUACCGUACAGUAGAUUAUUUCACAGCGCUGAGUGGCUGUAGCCUACCAGCUAAUGAGAUUGACAAAAAGAAACUAACGUUAGUUAUCUAGGGAUGAAAGCACAGUAAAAACAGCCCAUUAGAGAAAUUUGGCUGAAUGAUCGUGGCGAUAAAACAUCAUGUCAGAGCCUGAGAGAUCCUCCGCCAAGUUGCGUCCUGUGAGCUGCAUCAAACCAUCUGCUGAAGCCUCCUUUUGACUCGUGGUAAAGAUGGUGAGUCACGCCCUCUCUCUCACUAAAUAGCCGGCCUCACAAAGGAGAAAGGAUCUCAGCUCAGCCAGCAAAUAAAACCCUCUUCCUUCUGCACAGCGUGGGAGAAGUGCCACUGUGGUGCUAGUGUGUGUAGUAUCUCUGUAGGCUGAUAACUGGAGUGAAAGCAACGUUGAGGGAUCAUCUUUCACUGAGCCACUCAACUUUCAUGCCGUGGCCCUGGAGCCGGCUCUCAGGGCUGGACUGUCAAAGGGAGCGCAGAGAGACUCACAUGGACUCGAUCAGCAGAGCUGCACAGUGCAUAGGUGUGAAGCAUCUUCCUCAUGAGACCGAAAAAGCAUACACGAGGGAAAAGCCAUGCUUUUGUUUGUUUGACCUUCAUUAAGGAUUAAGAUUUUUUUUUUUACAUUUUUUGUCAUUUUUGUCGGGGCCCAGUCGGGGUUUGUGGGAACAGGGGCAGCUGGUGUUGAUUUUUCUGCUUUAUGAGUUUUCAUCACUGGGAGAGCGUGUCUGAGUGGCAGGGGGAGCCAGCAUGGCCAAGACUCUGCUGAAGAUACAGCGCUAUUUCCGCAGGAAACCUGUCCGAUUCUUUUCCCUCAUCCUACUCUACUUGACCGCCGGGAGCCUUGUCUUCCUGCACUCUGGCUUUGUUGGGAACAGCGGCCCAGGGGCCAGAGGGGGGAGCCGAGACGCUGUUGUAGCUUCAGAGGUGGGAAGCCGGACUUCAAGGUCAGACACUCGUGGGCUUGGCAUCAUGAGUCGUGUGUUUAAAGAGACACGCAGGUCUGGACGGAGGUACGGCCCUCCGUGGAUGAAAAAGGCCAGACAGGAGGGCCGGGAGCCGGUGCGCAGGGGGGGAGACUACACCAACAACUGGAACCGUGCACUUAAAGGCCGCAGUGCCAAAGAUGUGGACGAUGGAAGAGCAAAGUAUAUCGGCUGUUACAUUGAUGACACACAGAAAAGAGCACUGAGAGGAGUUUCCUUUUUUGACUACAAAAAAAUGACUGUAUUUCGUUGCCAGGACAACUGUGCGGAAAGAGGGUAUAUGUACGCAGGUCUGGAGUUCGGAGCAGAAUGCUACUGCGGUCACAAGAUCCAGGCACCCAAUGCUUCAGAUAGCGAAUGCAAUAUGGAGUGCAAAGGAGAGAAGAGCAACCUGUGUGGAGGAGCCAACCGACUAUCCAUCUAUAGGCUGGAGCUGAGCCAGGAGUCGGCGCGUCGCUAUGGCAGCGCCAUUUUCAAAGGGUGUUUCCACAGGCCUGACAAUGUCACUCUGGCACUUCCCUUCAGCGCAGUCAUCCAAAACAUGUCUGUGGAGAAAUGUGUGGACAUGUGCACGGAGAAGGAAAAAACGCUUGCUGUUCUGGCUGGAGAUCGAUGUUACUGUGCCUUCCCGACUUCCCGCUUCUCCCUUCAUGAGCUGGAGGACGAGGGCAUGUGUGUCCACCGCUGCCACGGGGAAGAGUUUGAGAGCUGCGGGAACAACGAGUACUUUGUGGUGUACCAGACACAAGUUCAAGAUAACCGGGCAGGGGCCGGGACUUUCCCGCCCACUGGGCCAAGAGCGGGGGGCCCCGCAGUUUUCCCCCGGAGCUGGCAACACCGGGCUCGAUUUUUUAAAAGGGGGAAAGGGGAUCCCGGCGGAGUGGGGGGGACGAUCGGGAUUAAAAGGGGCAAUGGGGAGCGGAAGAAGGAGAUUGAAUCCUUUGACUCCAGCAUCCUCAUGAUCCGAAACCCCUACAAAGCCCUCAUGGCCGGGAAUUUUAAAAGAAAAUAUGGUUUCCCCAUUGGUUUUUUCCCAAGGGCCCAUUGGAGGGCAAAGUCUUGGCCCGAGUUUGUGAAGAAUUAUGCCCCUUGGUGGGCGUCCCACACGUUGGACUGGCUGAAUUAUGGGAAGGUUGUCCACGUGGUCCACUUUGAGAAUGUGAAGAGGGACCUGUUCUCCCAGCUGAAGGGGAUGGUCCAGUUUCUGGGUUUGAAGGUUUCUGAGGACCGCCUUCUCUGCGUCGAGGGCCAGAAGGAUGGAAACUUUAAGCGAUCGGGGCUACGAAAGCUUGAGUAUGAUCCCUAUACUCCUGAAAUGCGAGCGAACAUCAACGAACUGAUCAGAACAGUAGACGCUGCCUUGAGGAAAAGGAACAUGUCUGGAGUUCCAGAGGAAUAUAUGCCAAGAUGAUAUAUGUAAUCUCCUUAUUUUCUUUUUUUUUCCUCCUUUAAUUGAGAUGUUCUGUUAACAGACUGCACCAUAUUUUGUAGGAAUACAUGACUUAAAAUGUUUAAAAUGUUUUUUUUUGUGAACAUAGGCUGUAGAAAGAAGAAAUCUCUUUACCCUCCUAUUUUAAUUUUCUAUUCAUGUUCUUUAAUCUUCUGUUGCACCAGUCCCAUGCAUUCAUUUAAGAAGCAGUUUUAACUAUUUGUUUUUCUCUUUGGCUGAAUGAAAAGUACUUAUUUAUAACUGCUCUAUGCACAUGCGCUGUGAAGGCAUGUGCACAUGCCUUAACAUGAAUAUGGUACCAUAGCUGUGAUUAGAGAGAGACUCAUCUGACUGCGCUGGGGGAUUUGUUGCCAUUGGAAAAACAUGUGACCCAAAAGAUACUAUACAAUACUGCAAAGUUUGUUGUAUAUGCUUAUUUUGUGCUAAAGAGAAAUAUGAUAAAUCAAAACAUUACAAUGUAUUAAUCUUCUGCUGCUAUCACAGAUACAGAAAAAUACUAUUUUAUACACGAAAACUUUAAAACGUUGAGCCCUUUGUCAGAGGGCAAAAAUGCAAUAUGCAGGCUUUAACUACCUGAUGAUUAUACUGUGUGUUUCCAUUAUUUGUACAGUAUGUUAUUCAACUUACUGUAUGUAAGAGGAAUCUCGUUUUCAAUGAUGAAGAGGUAAAGAACUCAGCUCCUCGUAUUCAAGAAGAUGGAAUAAUCUCUCUUGAAGGCACUGACUCAAGGAGAGAAGAGGAUUUAUCUCAACAGCAUUUUUUUAUCUCUGGUGUGCAAUGCACAUGUCGACUAAUUUGGUUGUGAAUAUGUUUUCUUAACACUGGACUCGAUGCAGAAAUCCAAAAAGCACUUUGCUGUGCAACACAUGGCCCAAAGAUCACUGAGGAAUAAGGCGUUACGCUCGUGGUAUAAAUCGGAUGGUUACCUUUAGCAGUAGUGAUCGUUACAGAUUUAUUUGAUAACAGUUAUACAUACACACUGAAUGGGAAAACAUUUUUUUUUGCUUUGUUGUAAGAAAAGCAAUGAAACAGUUAAAGCUGGUGAUCAUUUUACUCUUCAUAACAAAAAAAAUUCUCCACAAAUGUGUGAAACAUUGUGCCCAGAUUUUAUAAGCAGCACGUCUUAUAACGGUACUCAAUGUGCUGUGCCAUAUGCUUAAAAAUAAACAAAUAUAAAAAUAAAUAGAUACAUGAAUAUAUUAAUAAAUGAAACACUGGUGACGAAGAGCCAGAAAAAAAUUAACUUACUUCCAUUUCCAGAAUUAUAUAAAUAUAUUUUUUUAUAGUGUGUGCUGACACAUUGGCAAUAUUUGUAUUGCAACAAGCAAAACGGGAGAAAUUGUUUCUAUUUUUAACACGUGCUUUAAACUUUAUUGGCUCUUGCUUUCAUUGACAAGCUGGCACUUUCUCAACAUAGGUGUCACAUUUGAAUGUAUUUUCUAUGGAAUGAAUGUAAUGUGAUAAGGCCCAAUAAAUUAAUCCAUAAAA
Molecule: messenger RNA, 4261 nt
Organism: Etheostoma spectabile (orangethroat darter)
Lineage: Eukaryota; Metazoa; Chordata; Actinopteri; Perciformes; Percidae
Gene: wscd2
Product: WSC domain containing 2
Source: RefSeq, a predicted model, not a curated record